Mucor velutinosus is the source of this 1602-nucleotide messenger RNA. RefSeq lists its product as uncharacterized. The transcript has 3 exons. The record is from RefSeq and is a predicted model, not a curated record. Gene Ontology annotation, cellular component: cytoplasm. Bases 1 to 1602 code for a protein of 533 amino acids. Lineage: Eukaryota; Fungi; Mucoromycota; Mucoromycetes; Mucorales; Mucoraceae. Gene Ontology annotation, molecular function: dipeptidyl-peptidase activity.
AUGGCCUCAAUUCGUUCUCUCUCCAGCAGAAUUGCUCGCUUCGCCCUCUAUGAGUGCACUGCUGAUCUCUCCCAUUUGAGCGCACAAGAGCACGCUGCUUUAAAGCAUUUAGUCAAGGCAGGAAAGUACAUUGACCAACUCUAUAUGCGUCAAGCAUGGUCUGGUAACGAGGAAUUGCGCAAAAAGUUACAUGCUGAAGGAAACAAGGAGCUUAUUACUUUGUUUGAAAUGUAUAAGGGUCCUUGGGCGCGUGAGGAUGAUAAUGUACCCUUCGUUGAUGGUGUGCCUGAACGCCCUGAAGGCGGUAAUUUCUAUCCUGAAGGUAUGAAGAAGGUUGACUUUGAGGCAUGGAUAGAGACUCUAUCACCAGAAGAGCAAAAGAAGGCCAAGAGCUAUUACACCCUUAUUCGCAAGGACGACCAUGGUAGAUUCGAGACAGUUUCCUACGCCGAAGCAUAUGCCGAUCUUUUGAAGCCUGCAGCUCAACAUCUGCGUGAGGCUGCUAAUGAGCUUAAGGGUGUCAAACUUGCUGAUGAAGAACAAGGAACUCGCAUCGACGAAUUCUUAGCCUCGCGUGCUGAUGCCUUUGAAACUAACAACUAUUUGGAUUCCGAGUUGGAUUGGCUUCGUCUUGGCAAGUCCAACAAGUUGGAAAUUACAAUCGGUCCUUAUGAGCAAUACACUGAUGGUCUUUUCACGUUCAAGAGUGCCUACGAGUUCUACAUCCAUGUAAGAGAUGAGCACUCCUCCAAGCUUUUGGAAAAGUUCUCUGAUCUUCAAUUUGUGGAAGACCGUUUGCCUAUUCCAGAGAAAUAUCGUAACGACAAGCUGGUUGCUGCUCCUAUUGUUGUUGUGAAUCAAUUAUAUGCUGCUGGUGAUGUUGCUGUGCCCAUGACUGCUGCUUAUAAUCUUCCCAAUGACGAGGAAGCCAUCAAGAAGGGUGGCUCCAAGCUGGUGCUUAUCAAGAAUGUCCAAGAAGGCAAAUUCGAGCAUGUUUUGACACCUAUUGCAUCCCAGGUGUUGGCUAAAGAUCAAUUGGUUCAUUUGACAAAGGAUGCAUUCACAACUCACGUCUUGCUUCAUGAGGUGUGCCAUAGUAACGGUCCCCAUCACACACUCCAGGGCGAUACUGUUCGUUCCAAAUUACAAGAAUAUCACUCUGCCCUCGAAGAGGCCAAGGCAGACAUUGCCGCUUUAUUUGCUGCUGAUUUGAUGAUAGAUCAUGGCACUAUCGACAAUGUCACACAAAAGGAGUUCUGGGUUACAUUCCUAGCCUCUGCCUUCCGUUCAAUCCGUUUCGGUAUCCAAGAAGCACAUGGUUUGGGACAAGCAAUUCAACUUAAUUACUUGGUAGAAAAAGGUGGUUUCAGAUGCGAUGAAAAGACAAAGUUGUUCAGCGUUGAUUUCGAAAAGAUUCGUUCAGCUGUUUCUGAUCUGACUAGAGACAUUUUGAUCCUUCAAGGUGAUGGUGAUAAGACUGCAGUCGAUGAUUUUGUUAAAAAGUAUGGUGUACUUCACAAGGACACCAAGGAUGCCUUGGCUCGUAUUGAUGAUGCUGGUAUUCCAGUUGAUAUCCGUCCUCACUAUCCUCUUGCCAACUAA